UGCGCAGUGGGGGCUCGGCGGGGUGGGGGGGAUGAGCGUGUUGCUCCCCAACAUGGCGGACUUCGACACGAUCUACGAGCUGGAGGAGGAGGAGGAGCCGGAGCCCGAGCCCGUGGUGAGGAGCCAGGAGCUGCCGCGGCCCCGCGACGCGCCGGAUCCCGUGGCGGUGCGGGGCGCCGGGCACAUCACUGUGUUUGGCUUGAGCAACAAGUUUGACACAGAAUUUCCUUCUGUUCUGACAGGGAAGGUUGCUCCAGAAGAAUUCAAGACCAGUAUCAGCCGAGUGAAUGCGUGCUUAAAGAAGAAUCUCCCUGUCAAUGUAAAAUGGCUGCUUUGUGGCUGUCUGUGCUGCUGCUGCACAUUGGGUUGCAGCCUGUGGCCUGUUAUCUGUCUUAAUAAAAGAACUAGAAGAUCGAUUCAGAAGUUGUUAGAAUGGGAAAAUAACAGACUAUAUCAUAAGCUGGGUUUGCACUGGAAGCUGAGUAAAAGGAAAUGUGAAACUAGCAAUAUGAUGGAAUAUGUAAUAUUGAUAGAAUUCUUACCAAAAUAUCCCAUAUUUCGACCUGACUGAGAAGCAGUAUUCAGUCUUUCAUGUUACCUGUCAUUUCCUACCCUUAGUGCCUUGUAGAUGAUUUUGGAAAGAAGAUGGCCUACUUUGCUGUGAUUUAGAAAUGGUCUUUGGUAGAAUAUCUUCCUCGUGAUGUUAUUUUCUUUUGUUUAAGAAGAAAACAAUUUGCACAUUUUUUAUGUUAAACAAGGCUUCUAUGUUGCACUCUGAAUUUUUAACGUUAACAAGAACUGAUAUAGUUGCCACUAAGGAUCUAACAUCAGUGCUGCUUAAAACUUGUUCUGAGCAUGCUGCCUUAUUCAUUUCUAUACUUGCUGUUUCUAAAUGUACAUCCUAACUCCAUAUCAUACUGUAUUUCAUCCUAAGUGUCACAUUCCUAUAAAUCCUCUGUAGAAACAUCUAGGUAAGCUUUUGGUAGUUACUGAUAAUUUUACUAUAACUUGCUUGCAUAGGACUUGCAAUUAACAGCACUGGUUUUGUCCUGCACUUUGCAAAAUCAUCAUUUACAUUAGAGGGUUAAUUAUUUUACCCACUAUGGAUUUGUAAAUAUUGAUUAUUUGCAUAAUAUGAAGUGUGGUAUGCCAAGGUUUACAUGUAAUAUAGCUCUUAAUAUUGUAUUGCCAACAGUUCUACAGAUUUGUUAGCAUCCUUCUAAUUGUAUGGACCCAUUCACAUACCAUUAUUAUGGUGAAGCCAUAAUGAGUUUGUACAUACUAUCAGGUGUAGGAUUCAGUUGCACUUUGCUUUAGUAAGUGGAUUAAAAAUGUGUAGUGUUUCAGGUGUCUUGGUUAGCACCUGAAAUAGAUGCAAACUAUUUUAAGGUUCUUUUUGGAAAAGUUACAUUCAUGGAGCAAACUGCAACAGCUAUUACUAUCAGAAUAUCCUAAAAAACGUAUUUUUAGAACAAGAAUAUGUUUAAAUCAGUUUUUUUGUUGUUUUUUUAUUUAAACAAAGAAACAUUUUCAGUAAUUGAACACCUCUGUCACAGCUAAAGGCAACUACUUUGGACAGUUAAAUCAAUACUACAGAAACAUUUAACUAAUUUUUCUAACGCAACAAUACCAGAUGGUAUAUGUUUAAGCAGUUAACUAAACUGGCUUUCUUUGUAGACUGUACUGUUAAAAGCAAAGAAAUUCCACCACAAGUCUGAGACUCAUUUGAGAAUACUCAAUUGUGUGGAUGUGAGUCAGUUUAAAGAGUUUAUAUCUAAAAAUGUUGGUUGGUUGUACUCAGCCAAUGGCUGAAGAACCAAAACGGUUUUCCUGGAAUCUACAAGCUCGUUCAGAAGACUUCUUGCUUUGCCUGAUUGGUUGCAAGAGCUCUCCCCAAACUCUGACUUGUAGAAGAUCAGAUUGGGAGCAAAUGGAGAAUAACUGCCAGGCCCUUUGCCAUUUCUAGCUAGGAGUUAGGGGUAAUUGAGAAGAACAGAUGUUGUCAAAUAGGGGGAACCAUAAAAGGUUUGGGUUUUUUUGAGCGGCAAUGAAUUUUAUUUUUCUCAUCACCAUAACUUAGUGUUCAGGCAUUGCUUUGCAAUUAUUUUGGCUCCUUUUAACACCUAAACAGCUUCUCAUAUUCAGCUUGUUUUCCUUUUAAUGUAUCUCUACCCUUUCAGUAUGGAUUUAUGAACCCUAAAGAAGUAUUUGUUAAAGAAGUAUUUGUUAAACCAUUGCAUUUUCGUAGCUGCAGUUGGCAAAAGUUCUAACAGACUGUUUUGUCAGUUGUGAGGGAUAACAGGCCAGUUGCAGGAAUAUUGUCCACUUGGAGUCAAAUUCCUCACCAUAUUGCUUGUCUCACAGCUGAGAAGCAAGAAACGUCUAUGCAUGUGGUACAGCUUUCGUUCAUCACUGCGAAAAAUGAUGCGUCAGGCUGUGAAACUUAAACACUAAAGUUAGUUCUUUCUUAGCUUUGUACACAUUUCCAUUAAUGGAUCAGUGGCAACUAAUGGUCCAACUACAUUUAAGUAUGUUAAAUUUUAAGUACAAAACCCCUCCUAAAUAGUAUCAGAAUACAGUGUUGGCUAUAGUAUGCAGCUCCAACUUUCACUGAGUCCCCAUAACAAUACAUACUGCUAUAUUUUGUUUCUUCGACGUAUCUGUAAGAGGUGGGAUUUGGAGAGCAUGCACAGAGACUAACCAUGCAUAACAACUGGAAUAGCAUGCUUAAGUCUAUUUAUUUAACUUCGAAUUAGGGUUUUGAACAGCAAGUGUUGCCAAAAAAGAAUAACUAUAAGAUUUUGAUAGCUUAAACUCCCAAAUUGUAUAAGACUUAAUGUUAUGCUAGAGCAUGUUAAUUGUGUUCUUGCCUUCUCUUCCUCCCUCCCUUUUUUUUUUUAAGUCAUAGUUCAGAAACCCCAGUCACCUUUCAUGUGAAUGAUUUUAUAUUUUCAAACAUUCCUUUUCAGCUGAGGGGACAGGCAAGCCAAGGAGAGUUUGUGAUGUUGCCAGUGGUAGUAAAUGCCAAGCACUCCUCAGUAUUGUGGCCAAUAAUGAUCCCAUCAUCCCCCGUUUUAGGAGCCAAGUCUCUUCUUGACUUCAGGAUAUGGAGCUCAAAAUGUUUCCAUCUGACUUGCGAUGCAUUUUUAUGAAACCAUGCCAGGCUGAGAGAGAAUAUCAUGAGCUUCCCCAGUUAAUAUUGAAUAUUAAUAAGCCUUGUGUUUAAGUGCAUAAAUUCUAUAGAUUUUUCUGCAUGUCAGGUUAUUUUGAAUUUUUAUCUUCUCCCUGUAAAAAGUUAAGUGAAAAUAGACACCUAAGUAAUGCCUGACCUUUUGGCUAUAUUAGCAACUUGUCAGGAGCAUGACAGCCAAAACAGCAGUUUACAGCAAACCUCAUCUUUUGGUAAAUAGGAUUGAUCACAGCAUGCAGUAUUCUUUUGAAUCUAUAAAUCAUAGAUCCCAUUUCUUAUCUUAAGAUGCAGUCAACUGUAGGUGGUGCUGUAGCUUCUGUACUGCAUUCUGCCUACCCAUCCUCUCUUGACUACACUUGGCAUGAACAGGAACAUUCAACUGACAGUUUUCAGUGUUACAAAAUAGUAAGGUAUUCAGAUAUGAAAUUGUAAAACCUAUUCAUGGCAGGCAGUUAAUAGAGGAGAGGUCUGUAGCAGUACAACAAAGUGGUUACAUAAUGUAGUAAAACGGAAGAGAAAGUGCCUUGACUUGUUUGAACAAGAAUUGAUGAUACUGUACAUAAGGGAAAAAAGAACUAGAAAUUAUCUGAGGUCUGAGUUUCAAAAAAAAAGCAGGUCUGGAAACACUGUUUACCGAAGUCUUGUUUAUUUCUAUAUCACUAGUUUGAGCCUUAUUUCUUUUUUCAGAUUUGUUGUGUAUUAGGGAGUGUUACAAUGUUAUAGAAUAUUGUCAGAGCAGGAAAACCCUUCGUCUGCUGACUUCAGAAAUUAAUUUCACCCUGACCUAAAGAAAUGUUUAAGACCAAUGUAAACAUAUAUAGAACGUUUAGAUUUGAUUAUGUAUGAGAGACUAGGAAACAGGAUUCAUUUUUGCUGAAUUUAGUGUAGCCUUGAUAAAUACAAAAGUUCAUAUGCUUCUCUUAAUAAGUACAAGAAUUCAUAUGCAAAAACAUGGAUAUGUGCGUAAUAGUGUCCCAUGAUGACCGUUUACUACAGUUACUUGUAAACACACUAGCAUUUGAGCAAUAAAAAUGUCAAACUGUUAAUAUUCAAUGUAAAUAGUUUUGACCAGUUUAGUAAAGAAUGUUAUGUGAUACUCUUGUUCUACAAUAUUUUUUUGUUUUUCUGUUUUGGUGUUUUUAUAUAGUUGUAACAUUAUUUGCGUCGCAUUUUUAAAAAAAUGGUUUUGUUUUAAGUUGUACAAAAAGCAUUUUUUAAAUUCAGUCCUUAACAUUUUUAUUCUGUUUACAAGUAAAUUGCCACUUUUUUUUAAUAGGACCUUGCCUUGAAGUUUGUUUGUUGUUUUUUUUAAAUAAACUCCAAAAUAAG
This is a messenger RNA of Alligator mississippiensis (American alligator), 4519 nucleotides long. It is a transcript of the gene CHIC1, whose product is annotated as cysteine rich hydrophobic domain 1. Bases 32 to 571 code for a protein of 179 amino acids. NCBI's taxonomy places the organism in Eukaryota, Metazoa, Chordata, Crocodylia, Alligatoridae. The transcript is spliced from 6 exons. The record is from RefSeq and is a predicted model, not a curated record.